Messenger RNA from Paramecium sonneborni, 1636 nucleotides. The record is from the annotation of a GenBank genome assembly. NCBI's taxonomy places the organism in Eukaryota, Ciliophora, Oligohymenophorea, Peniculida, Parameciidae.
UAAAAUUUUUAUAACGAAAUGAGUGAAGAGAUAGAACCUCAUAUAGCAAGAAAAUUCGAGAUUAUAUAGAAAUUAGGAAAAGGUGCUUAUGGUAUAGUAUGGAAAGCUGUAGAUAAAAAAUUGAAAUAAGUAAAAGAAUAUAGUUAUUAUUAAAGGUCGUUGCACUAAAAAAGGUUUUUGAUGCUUUUCAUAAUGCAACAGAUGCUUAAAGAACAUUUAGAGAAGUGAUGUUUUUAUAGGAAUUAAAUGGCCAUGAAAAUAUAGUGAGAUUACUUAACAUAAUAAAAGCAGAGAAUAAUAAGGAUCUUUAUCUGGUAUUUGAUUAUAUGGAAACUGAUCUUCAUGCAGUGAUAGUAUUAAUUUUAUUAAUAAAUAAAAGAGAGCAAAUAUUUUAGAAGAGAUUCAUAAAAAAUACAUAGUAUAUUAAACUUUAAAAGCAUUGAAAUUCAUUCAUUCAGGAGAAUUAAUUCACAGAGAUUUGAAACCAUCAAAUAUUUUAUUAGAUUCUGAAUGUUUAAUAAAAGUAGCAGAUUUUGGAUUAGCAAGAAGUUUAGCUUAAACAGAAGAUGAUAGUAUAAUUACAUUUAAUAUUAUUUUAGGUUAGAUAGUUUUAACUGAAUAUGUUGCAACUAGAUGGUAUAGAGCUCCUGAAAUUUUAUUAGGAUCUACAAAAUACUCUAAAGCUGUAGAUAUGUGGUCAGUUGGUUGUAUAAUAGGUGAGUUAAUUGUUGGUAAAGCAAUCUUUCCAGGAACCUCUACCUUAAAUUAAAUAGAAAGAAUUAUAGAAUUGCUAGGAAAACCAAGAGGAGAUGAAAUUGAAUCUCUUGAUAGUCCUUUAGCUGCAAAUAUUUUAGCUUCAAUAAAUACAUCAAAGAAAAAAGCAUUUGCAUCAUUUUUCCAAGGAGCUUCAGAAGAAGCUUUAGAUUUAAUUAGAAGAUUAUUAUGUUACAAUCCAAAUUAAAGAUUAACAGCAGAAUAAGCUUUAAAACAUAAAUAUGUAAAAGACUUUACAUCACCUGAUGAAGAGAUAGUUUGUUAGCAUCCAAUAAGAAUAACAAUGAAUGAUAAUAAAAAGUUUACUAUAAAAGAAUAUAGAGAAGCAUUAUAUGCAGAUAUUAGUUUAAGAAAAAAGGAAUAAAGAAAGAAAUGGCAAGCAAAAUAUUUAGCUUAAUUGGGAGUAUCAUUAGAUGAAAAAUAAAAUUAACAACAAUAAUAAGGAUAAGAAAAAGAGGAAAGUAUUUAAGAAUAGAAACUUUCUCAACCAGAUUUAAUUUAAUAACAAAUUUAUUAAUAAUAACUAUUAUUAUAAUAAUAAAGGAAAGCUUAGAGACCUUAAUCUGGUUAGAUGGGUGGUAGAUAGUCAUCAGUUGAGAUGCCAAAAUAAUCAUAAGCAUAAUAUUAAUAAUAAGUAAAUGCUACACAAUAGCCAACUCAUCAUAAAAGCAGUUCAAUGAUUUAAUCUAUGUAAACUAAAUAAGGAUAUUAUUAUCCAUUCAUAUAAUAAUAGAUGGCUGCAUAACCAAAUAAAGUUAAUAAGUCUGCUGUUUAAACAUAAUAAUAAUAGCCUUAGUAAAGGCCAUCUACAAGUUAUUACUAAAAACCUUUAACUUAAGUCACAACUUCAGUUAAGAAAUGA